AUGCGGAAAUUGAGCAAAAAUCAAAUAAUUUUCCGCGUUUUUCACGCUCAGUUGAUUGAACAGUCGAUUAAAUUCAAGCAACAAAUGAUGAAGUCUGCUGAAAGUGAUGAAAAUUCUUCACAAAGAGUUCGAAAAACUGGAAGAUCUUCAAUAAGCUCAAUCCCUCCACCAAAUCCCGUAAUCGUUCGAAGCUCAAAAGAAAAUUCUGCUAAAAACAAAGCUUUAGAAGAAGCUACAAAAAAGAGUGAAAAUCUUUGUGAUGUGUUGUGUAAUUCUUAUAAGUUUGUGGUAAAUUAUGGAGUGUUUGAAUCAAAUUUCGAGUGGAUGCCAUGCGAGAUUUUAAUUCGAAUAUUUGAAUAUUUGAACACGCGUGAUUUGUUGACUGUGGGUCUGGUUUGCCGACAAUGGAUGGAAGCAACUCAAUAUUUUCGAUUAAUGAGAAAAGUUCUUCUUCAUUUUCAAGUGUUCAAAUACUCUGAUACAAGUUUUCCAAUGAAUCGCUUUGUUAAUUGUUCGAGACUCUUUCCGAAUAUAAAAUUUUCGAUUGUGAAAUUCUCAGCGAAGAAUCACAAUUUCUGGGAUGAUUAUGGGGAUAUGGUUGAAGAAUUAACAUUUAAUUCAUGCAUGAUUAACAAAUCGGAAUUUCUUCACAUCAUCAGAUUAUGUCCACAUCUGAAGUCACUAAGUAUAACAAGAUGUGAAGAUUUAUAUAAAUCUUGGACUGUUGUUAAGAAAUUGUCACAAGUCAAGCUCAAAUUUCAUCAAAUGAAAACGCUUGCAAUUCGAGAUACUUCGUUGUUAACAAAAAAGAUUCUUGACUUCUUAACGACAUCGGCUCCAAAUCUUACAUCGAUAACAAUCGCUAAUUGUUUAGGAAACACGAAACUUCAAGAUCGAGAUUCAAUAUUAAAUUCAUUGGCUGACUAUGUUGAAUUGAAAUCCGAACAAAUAAAAGUGCUUAACCUUGGAAACACUCCAAUCGAUGAACCUUUCUUAGUGAAGUUGGGAGAUAUAAAAAAACUCAAACUACACGAGCUUUGUUUUACAUUCAAUGGAGUUGUGGCGACUAUUGGGAAAUCUGGCAUUUUGACUUUAUUGCGUAAUCAACAGGAUCUCAAGAUUUUAGACGUAACAGACAGCAAAGGUUUAUCAAACUUUUGUCUGAUAGAAAUAUGUCGAAAUAUGAAAGGCUUGAAGAAACUUAUUCUGAAUAAGUGUUGGUUAAUUAAUGAUGCUGGCUUGAAAGAAGUUGGAAGGCUUCUUCAUUUAGAAGUGUUGGACAUUUCAUCUUGUGAUAGAGUCACGGACUUAGGAUUGCUUGAAGGUUUGAUUCCGCAUGGCAAAAAGUUUUACAAACUCAAGGAAUUGUAUCUCGCUUUACUUCCAUAUAUGUCAAUAUUAGCAAUUUAUCGAUUAGCGCAACAAUAUGACGAACUGGAAGUCCUUGACCUUUCCGGCAGUUCCAAUUCAAUCACAGACGAGACACUUCAAAUGAUUUUUCGUCACCAACCAAAGUUGAAGUAUUUGAAUCUCGACUGUUGUGCAAAAAUCACAAAUUUUGGGAUUGCUGGCCUUUCAGAUCAAAGCAAUGAAGAGAAUUACAAUUAUCGUGUUUUGUAUAACAUCAAUUAUUUGAAGGAGCUUCGAUAUUUGAACUUGGGGGGUUGCUAUCAACUAAGCGAUAUCUCAUUCAUCAAUGCUUUUGACCUUCCCCAUCUAAAAGAAAUUAAUUUGUCGCGCUGUCACAAUGUGACAGCAAAUGGAAUCAAAUAUUUGUGUAAGAAAUGUCCUAAGAUUGAGAUUAUCGACCUCUCUGAAUGUUACCAUGUUCUUGACUCUACUGUGGGGCUAAUAACAAAAGAAAUCAUUCGAUUAGAAUCUUUGAAGCUUAAUGGCUGCACACAAAUAACCGACGACAUCUUCGAUGAUAUCGCUUGUAAUUGUAAAUAUUUGAAGACUCUUUACAUCAGACGUUGUCCUAAAAUCCAAACAAAUCCCUUCGAAGUAUUGAAGAACGUUCGCUACAUUUAUUAUCAAUAAUUGUUCAAUAAAUUUAAUAAAAUGUUUUAUCAUAUCAACAAUGGUAGCAAUAGUGUUAACAUUCUCAGUUAAUUAUCACGAUUGUAAACAAAUACUCUUUUUGAUUUCACUCGAUUUGACCCAAUUUAAAAUUCAGAUUACUUUUGUUAUUGAGAAUGCAAAAAAGCAGCUGCAUACAAUUUCAGAAUGGAA
Clunio marinus is the source of this 2232-nucleotide messenger RNA. The record is from the annotation of a GenBank genome assembly. NCBI's taxonomy places the organism in Eukaryota, Metazoa, Arthropoda, Insecta, Diptera, Chironomidae.